UGAAAUACCGGCUGAAAGUCGUCGCGUCGCUCCAAACGACGAGACGUGACCUAAAACUGUUUUCCAAAAAUACACCAGACUGUGUGGAGGCGGCCUCUGAGGCGCAUGUCCUCAUGCGAAUGGUUCAAAAUGACAAUAAACCCGUUACUUGCCAUCACAAUAUUGUCCUUGAACCUACUAAGGGUAAAGGUAGACGCUGUCUCCAUUGCUAGUUUUCCAAUAGGUGGAUUGUUUAACAACCAAACUGCGUCAAGCUCGCAUGUAGCUUUUGGGAACAUCGCAGCCAUAGGCGGGCGGAAGUCCUACCAUGGGCGGGCGCUGGUUUCUGAUGCUGAUGACAGCUACUCAACCGCCCUGAACUUAUGCUCUUUUACCUCGGACAGCAAAGGCAUAGUAGCACUGAUCGAUGCACGACCAACCUAUGGAAUAUGUGAUACUACUUGUCUACUGUGCAAUCGACUCAACAUAACCCAUCUUGCCUUAGGGUGGCAACCUACUACGUCGCUCCUUGAAGACCCUUUCACGUUAUUAUACCAUCCUCCCCCGGAAUUGGUUUCCAAAGCUUACGCCACCCUUAUCAAGCAUUUACAAUGGGAUAAAUUCACAAUACUGUACGAGGAAGAAAGCAGUUUCAUUCGAUUACAAGAGAUAAUAGACACAUGGCCUCAAGAUCGGGAGCCCAUUUUAUUUAGAAAAUUGGAUCCUGACGGCGAUAAUAAAGAAAUGUUCAAACAUAUCUUCAAGGUGGCACAUAUGAGUUAUCACGUAAUAGACUGCGACGUGAAAAACGUCAUUAAAUAUAUGAAUGAGAUCGUACAAGUUGAGAACUCUACUCAGUUCAUGAGCUUUAUAAUGACGAACCUAGACACCUACUCGAUGAAUUUGAAAGAUAUUCCGGAGCUGUUGGCCAACGUUUCCACUAUGCACUUGACUACGGCCAAUCCUGACAAAUGGACAGAUUUGGGACUGAACAUAGGAAACUUAGAAACAGCAUUGGUGGUCGAUGCGUUAUCCCAUAUCGAGAAGACUAUUAAAAGUAUGCAAGAGGAGCAAGUAGGGUUCAGCAAAAUGGAAUUAGACGAACCACCUGAUCUUUGCUUUAGGGAAUCCAAAUCAAAAUAUGAAGAAGAGGUGUGGCCUUCAGGCGCUAAUCUCAUAGAAGCCUUGAAAAAGACUAAAAUUGACGGGUUCACGGGAAAUGUGGAGUUCGACGAAGACGGUAAAAGGAUAAACUUCAAGUUGUACUAUUCCAAACUGAAUCUAGACAGCGAGUUCUUUUACGUCGGAGACUGGGAGUCCAACACCGAUGUCAUUACUGAACUGAACACUUUCUCGGACCGCUCGCAGUCAAGAAAGUCGAAUAAAAUAAGGAUAGCUACGAAAGUGACAAGGCCUUACUUUGAAUUCGCGAAAACCAAUGAUAGCUCAGAAGUCACAUAUCGUGGGUAUGCUGUUGAUUUGAUUAAAGCUGUAUUCGAGAUCAUUAAUAGGGAGAACAACCUCAACUGGGAGUAUGAGUUCUAUGCUGUCGAGAAAACUGGUAACCCUAUACCGGGAUCUAAGAAAUGGGACGGAUUACUCGGAGACAUAAUGGAACAUAAAGCAGAACUCGCGAUUUCCGAUUUGAGUAUAACGUCUGAUAGGAACGAAGUGGUGGAUUUUUCAAUACCAUUUAUGAGUUUGGGCAUAAGCAUGCUGUUCAGAGAACCGGAGGCCAUAGAACCGGAUAUGUUCUCCUUUCUGCAGCCUUUGGCUUUAGACGUAUGGCUGUAUCUAGCUACUACGUACAUUAUAGUUUCUUUUAUACUUCUAAUUUGUGCUCGAAUGAGUCAAGACGACUGGGUUAAUCCUCACCCAUGCAACCAGAACCCGGACAACCUACAAAACAUUUGGAGUUUGUAUAAUUGCAUGUGGCUUACUAUGGGUUCCAUUAUGACUCAAGGUUGUGAUAUUUUGCCGAGGGCGUUCGGUUCGCGAUGGGUGACCGGCGUGUGGUGGUUCUUCGCCAUGAUCAUAACUGCGUCGUACACGGCCAACAUGUCCACCUUCCUCAGUAACAGCCGUCGCAGCAACGACAUUGCUGACGUCAAGGCCCUCGCCGACCAGAAGGACAUCGCCUAUGGUGCAAUGUAUGGUGGAGCUACAUAUGAAUUCUUUAGGACAUCCAACGAUACAGUAUUCCAUAAGAUCUGGACUGUGAUGAGCUCGGCCAAACCCACUGUGUUCAUGGAUAACAACGAUGAGGGCAAGGACCGCGUGCUGAGGAGCAAGGGCAAGUACGUGUUCUUCAUGGAGUCCACCGCCCUGGAGUACUUCACCGCCAGGAUCUGCGAGCUGAAGAUGGUCGGCAAUAAUCUCGACUCUAAAGAGUAUGGCAUCGCUAUGCCUAAAAAUUACCCAUUCAAAUCUUGGAUAGAUCACGCUAUUUUGUCGUUGCAAGAAUCUGGGAAACUUACUGAAUUUAAAAAGAAAUGGUGGGAGGUUGAGGAUAAUACUGCCCAUUGCGAGCUGCAAAAAGAAAAUGAAGAAGAUGACAGUGGUUCCCUGCAGAUGAAAAAUACGAGUGGUAUUUUCUUGGUGUUGGGCUUUGGAGGAAUAUUGGGACUGCUGGUGGCCAUUGUUGACUUCCUUCUGCAUGCUAAAGAAAUCUGUGUAAAAGAAAAGGUGACGUUCAAGGAAGCGGUGAUGAGCGAGUGGCGGACAUCGUUGGACCCGCGCGCGUUGCACAAGCUGGCCGCACCGCCGCGCUCCGCACCCCCCUCCACCGCCAGCCCCUCGCCGCAACGCGAACGAUCCCAGUCGAGAGCUGUCUCCGUGCUUAGAGCCGCCUCGUCCUUCAUCAACUUCGACGAGAUUUACUAGUUAGAAUUUAGUUUUGAAGGUGACCAACAGAUGGCGCUAUACUGUUGUAACGUUUAGUUCUAACGUCAAACAACAGGUGGCGCUGUCCCGUUUUAUAUCGCGGUGUCUUAAGAAUGGUCGGUAUACUAUACAUCAGAUGGAAAAUUUAGUUUAUUUAUAAGCUUGAGAGAAUCUGAUAAAUUGGAUUUAUUUUAUAUGGUUUAAUAGCGGCCAUAUUGACAAUGUAAAUACUAAAUAUAAAUAAUAACACUUUAUACUGUUAGUUUCAUUCUUACCUAUUCUUUACAAAAAUUAGGUAGGUACAAUCACAAUGAUUGUAGGUAAUUGAACUACAAAAGAUAUCAUGGUCUUAAAAUUGUUGUGCCAACUGUACCUAAAUGUACC
Molecule: messenger RNA, 3246 nt
Organism: Ostrinia nubilalis (European corn borer)
Lineage: Eukaryota; Metazoa; Arthropoda; Insecta; Lepidoptera; Crambidae
Product: glutamate receptor ionotropic, kainate 2-like
Exons: 16
Coding region: 106-2862 (918 amino acids)
Biological process (GO): modulation of chemical synaptic transmission; monoatomic ion transport; synaptic transmission, glutamatergic
Cellular component (GO): plasma membrane; postsynaptic density membrane
Molecular function (GO): transmitter-gated monoatomic ion channel activity involved in regulation of postsynaptic membrane potential; glutamate receptor activity
Source: RefSeq, a predicted model, not a curated record